AUGGCUGCUGCCAGGCGGAUAGAAAGUCGAGCUGAUGACGAUGCACGAUUCACGAUGGCUGCACCUACGCAUUGUCAAAGUCCAGCAAGUGACGCGGGCAAGGCAUGUGCGUGCGCAAGCGACUCUGUGUACGCUCUAUGCGUCACGGGCACGAAUCACGAAUCACUUUACCCGAAUCUCAAGUUAGCUGAAUGGCGCCGUACAGAUUCACACAACUAUGCAAGAGUUGCGGAGGAGCGCAGUGUGACAAUUGCAAAGUGUCUAGCUGUGCAACUCGAUCGAAAUGCCACAGUGGCACUCGUAGCUGCCGACGUUGCUCUGCGAUCUGCGGCGAAAGCUACCGUUACAUGUGACAGGAUGCGAGGCUCUCGCCAACAGGCUCUCGAACAAGGCACACUCACGAGUAUUUUUCCGACUCGCCUUGUUUGCUGCCGCUCGGCGAAUCGUGAAUCGCUCCUGCACAUUCAAUUAUGGUCAAUCAGAGCGUUAAGUCACCCCGCUGCGUUUACGCAACUUGGUCUGUCCUCUCGACUCAACAGACGCAGCUCAAAUCCUGCUUCAAGAAGAGUCGCAUCAACACCUGUGACAGAGCACGGAUCACGAAGCCACGAGCCACGAGCCAAAGAGCGCCACUUAGCCGAACUUCUCGCCAAAGCCUUAAUGUCCUUUGCACCUCACCAACGUGACUUUCUUGGGCGCGAUUCACGAUUCACGAUUCACGAUCCACGAUCCACGAUCCACGAUCCACGGUCCACGGUUCGUUCAUCAGAUGCGGCACUCGAUUCCACCAGUCAUGCCGAGACAUUUGUGCACCAAACGGUCAGCAUUUCAAAUUGUGAUCUGUGA
This is a messenger RNA of Mycosarcoma maydis (corn smut), 846 nucleotides long. RefSeq lists its product as uncharacterized. The transcript is spliced from 3 exons. Lineage: Eukaryota; Fungi; Basidiomycota; Ustilaginomycetes; Ustilaginales. The record is from RefSeq and is a predicted model, not a curated record. The coding region runs from base 1 to 846 and encodes 281 amino acids.